Molecule: messenger RNA, 833 nt
Organism: Salvia hispanica
Lineage: Eukaryota; Viridiplantae; Streptophyta; Magnoliopsida; Lamiales; Lamiaceae
Gene: ELIP1
Product: Chlorophyll A-B binding family protein
Source: RefSeq, a predicted model, not a curated record
CACUCAAAUUCCCAUGCCAAUGCAACACUUCUACUAGCAUUCAUUACUCCACCAACCCACACUAAAUUCAACACGUCUCUAAAAAUCAGCUCUUGCACUUUGUGUUUCAGAUCCUUCUCUCUCUCUCACACACACACAGAUCAAAUGGCUGCAUCCUGCUAUGGAGUUUCCUCAGUCCUAGGCCGGAGCCCGGUCAACACAAAACACCUACUUGGAGCUUCUAACUUUGCACUUCCUAUCAAGAGAAAUCUCAAGUUUAUAGUGAGAAGCUCGGCUGAGCAGAAUGAUGACACCAAAGAGCCGGCCAUAGCCCCUCCCACUCCCUCUCCCACACCUAUCCCUCCCAAGCCUAAGGUGAGCACGGACUUCUUCGACGUGUUGGCCUUUAGUGGACCGGCCCCAGAGCGGAUCAACGGGCGGCUGGCGAUGACCGGGUUUGUGGCCGCCAUUGCGGUGGAGUUGGCCAGCGGAAGGGACAUCUUCGCGCAGGUGCAGAACGGUGGAUUCCCGUGGUUUGUCUUCACCAGCGCGCUGCUUUCGGUAGCUUCCCUCGUCCCUUUGUUCAGCGGCCAGACGCCUGAAUCCAAAGCCGGGGCUGUCAUGACCUCUGAUGCCGAGCUCUGGAAUGGGAGGUUUGCCAUGCUCGGCCUCCUCGCUUUGGCCCUCACUGAGUAUAUCAAAGGUGGCGCCCUUGUGUCUCUCUAAGCUGGAGGAGUAUCAUCGUUGGUGCUACUAAUAUGUUGCAAAUUUAUGUCAUCAUGUUUUGUAGAUACUUCAUGUAAUAGUAUGAAUUUAGAUGCUUGCCAGUAAUAUGAUGAAUUUCAUCCUGUCAA